This is a messenger RNA of Pseudopodoces humilis (Tibetan ground-tit), 1808 nucleotides long. It is a transcript of the gene TCERG1L, whose product is annotated as transcription elongation regulator 1 like. Gene Ontology annotation, cellular component: nucleus. The record is from RefSeq and is a predicted model, not a curated record. Gene Ontology annotation, molecular function: transcription coregulator activity; RNA polymerase binding. Lineage: Eukaryota; Metazoa; Chordata; Aves; Passeriformes; Paridae.
AUGCUCCCGGCCGCCGCCCCGCGCCCGCCGCCGCUGCUGUGGCCGCCGCCCGCCGAGCCCCCCGCUCCGCCCUGGGCCUGGGUGCUGCCCGCGGCCGCGGGGCUGCUCCGGGUGGGCGCUGCCUCCGCCGGGGCUCCCCCUCAUCCUCCUCCUCCUCCUCCUCCUCCGCCGCUGCUGCUGCCGCCCCCCGCGCUGGUGCGGCCCGGGCCGGGCUGGGCCGGCCCCGCCGAGCCCCCGCUGCUGCCGCUGCUGCCCGCGGCCGCCGAGCCGCUCCUGCACGGCCAGUGGAUAUUUGGAGCUCAUUCGCCGGUGGUAGGAUUCUCCCCUUCUUCCAGCGUGGAGUUGGUGCCGGUGCUGCCGCCCGUGUUCGCAGCCACGGUGCCGCCGCACGGGAAGGGCUGGAUGGACAAAAGGCUGCCCAGCUGCAAAAUCUACCUGAACAAUGCCUUUGCCCUGGAUUCGGCCUGGAUGCAGCCUGAGGAGUCCAGGCUGUUCCAGGGGGCUGAGAAGCCUCUGCUGCUGAGCAAUCAAGUGGCCAUGGCUGUGGCCAGGCCAGCUGCUGCCUCCAGACCGCUGCCCACGCUCGUCCUGGCCCCUCAGCUCAUCCCAGGUGGUUGCCAGAACAGCCUUAAAGCCGUGGGUGGCACUCAGAGCCUGGCGCUGCUGGCCCUGGAGCCCGAGGCCCCCGCGGGGCCGAGCCUGCAGCCCUGCCAGCUCCUCACCCUCUCCCCCAUCAAAGUCCCACUCCUGGCCUCGCCCUUCCCAGGUUCUGCCUCCAGGCUGGACACGGCCGCGGGCCCCUUGGUGCCAGCACAGGUCACCCGCGUCACCGCCGUGGCCGCGCCCGCCGUCACCCUCAUGGCCACCAACCUGAUGGAGCCGGCACGAGCAGAUCGUGGCAAGGAAUCGAGCAGAGCCUCCCGCCCGCCCACGCUGAUCCUGCACACGGAGAGGAAGAGUGGCCCCACGGGCAGUGACAGUGACAAGGACCACUCCUUCAAGCUCGUGGCUGAGGCUGACAGCACUUCCAACGGGAACAAGCCCGUGGCAUCCACACCAGUGCCAGGAUCCCCGUGGUGUGUGGUGUGGACUGGAGAUGACCGGGUGUUCUUCUUCAACCCCAGCAUGCAGCUGUCGGUGUGGGAGCGGCCGCUGGACCUGAGGCACCGCGGGGACAUCAAGCGGCUGCUCGAGGACCCCCCGCACAAGCGCAAGCUGGAGGCUGCAGCAACAGACAAGUGUGUUAGCUCUUGUCCAGGGGAUGAAAACGAUGAUCUGAGCAUCAAAACUAAGAGAAAUAAAACAGAGGAGUGCCAGGCUGCGGGGGCUGAGGAGGAGCAGGGAGGGGAGGAAGGCUCGGCCAGCCGGAUCUCACCGCCCCUGGAGGAGAGGAUCACCCACUUCAGGGACAUGCUGCUGGAGAGGGGGGUGUCGGCGUUCUCCACGUGGGAGAAGGAGCUGCACAAGAUGGUGUUUGACCCGCGCUACCUGCUGCUGAACCCCGAGGAGAGGAGGCAGAUUUUCGAGCAGUUUGUCAAGACCCGGGUCAGGGAGGAGUACAAAGAGAGGAAGAACAAGUUGCUGUUGGCCAAGGAAGAGUUCAAGAAGCUUCUGGAAGAAUCCAAGUUAUCCCCAAGGACAACCUUCAAGGAAUUCGCCGAGAAGUACGGCCGCGACCAGCGCUUCCGCCUCGUCCAGAAGAAGAAGGACCAGGAGCAUUUUUUCAAUCAGUUCAUUCUUAUUCUCAAGAAGAGGGACAAAGAAAAUAGGAUAAGGCUACGGAAAAUGAGAUAAAAGCAGCUGAAACU